AUGAAAAGAAGCCGUUCGGAAGCCGAUUCAUAUUUAGACCAUGACCAACGCCAAAAGAUUUUCUCUGACGAAAAUAUAAAUUUCCCUAUGAAUUCGUUCUCCAAUCUUCAAUCCUCACAUAUUGAUCUCAAAGAAUCAAUAAGUUCCUGUACAAAAACAAAUAAGCCUCAUCAAAAUAUUUUUUUCACAAAUAAAAAUUUAUUUUAACUAUUUUUUUUAAAUACAAUAGCCUAUGCUUCAAGCCAAACCCUCCAAAUUUAAUGUAAAAUUCUAUAAAAACAGAUGGUCAAUUGACGAAGACUUCUUAUUACUUCACCUCUACAUAGAGCAUGGGGCGAAAUGGGUCUUUAUUGCUUCUCAGUUAAAAAAUAGAGCUCCAACCUCAAUAAAGAAUCACUUUUAUUUAUUGAGAAAUCGCAUGACAUUAGAAGAAGCAGAAUGAAUGAAAAACCAAAUUCGAGUAAACAGAAUUAAAAGAAAUUUUGAUACAAAUAAUGAGAAAGUCAGCUUAACUACAAAUGAAGUUAAAGAUGAACAAAAUGAUAAUUCCUAAUAAACUAUCCAUUUUUUAGAUAAAAUAUAAUAUUUACCUUUAGGGUCCUUAUUCAAGCUUAUCUUUUAAAGAAUAAUUCCUUAUUGUGUCACGAGCUAUAAGAAUAUGGAGUGAUGAUAUUGUUUUAGCUAAAGUUUAUGAUGUGAAGGAUAACAACAAAAAUUUCUCAAUUGAAAAUGAUAAAGCGUGGGCAAAAAUUUGUGAAUUAAGAAUCAAAGAAGCCUUUUUGGAGAAUCAGCUUUUGGAAAAGAAGAGGGAAUUAAGCGAAUUCAAAACAGAGCAUGGUAUUAUAGACUAA
This is a messenger RNA of Blepharisma stoltei, 851 nucleotides long. The record is from the annotation of a GenBank genome assembly. Lineage: Eukaryota; Ciliophora; Heterotrichea; Heterotrichida; Blepharismidae.